Molecule: messenger RNA, 2616 nt
Organism: Sciurus carolinensis (gray squirrel)
Lineage: Eukaryota; Metazoa; Chordata; Mammalia; Rodentia; Sciuridae
Gene: Adrb1
Product: adrenoceptor beta 1
Exons: 1
Coding region: 280-1695 (471 amino acids)
Biological process (GO): norepinephrine-epinephrine-mediated vasodilation involved in regulation of systemic arterial blood pressure; positive regulation of heart rate by epinephrine-norepinephrine; adenylate cyclase-activating adrenergic receptor signaling pathway
Cellular component (GO): membrane
Molecular function (GO): beta1-adrenergic receptor activity
Source: RefSeq, a predicted model, not a curated record
CCGGAGCUGCGGGACCGGCGCGCUCAGAAACAUGCUGAGGUCCCGGCGGUUCUUCCAGCAGCUGCAGCGGCUCCAACAGCGGCGGCGGCGGCGGCGGCGGCGACAGCGCUCGGCUCCGGCGGGGAAGGCGCCCGGCGCCCAUGCCUUCGGCCCCGUGCCGCGGCUGCCCUGACCUGGCCGCGACCUCCUGCGCGCGCCCCGCCGCCCGGGCUUCUGGGGUGUUCCCCAGCCACGGCCCAGCCCCGUCACACCCCCCGCCCCCGGCCUCCGCAGCUCGGCAUGGGCGCGGGGGCGCUCGCCCUGGGCGCCUCCGAGCCCUGCAACCUGUCCUCAGCUGCGCCGCUCCCCGACGGCGCAGCCACGGCGGCGCGGCUGUUGGUGCCCGCAUCGCCGCCGGCCUCCCUGCUGCCUCCGGCCAGCGAGGGCCCGGCGCCGCUCUCUCAGCAAUGGACAGCGGGCAUGGGCCUGCUGAUGGCGCUCAUCGUGCUACUCAUCGUGGCAGGCAACGUGCUGGUGAUCGUGGCUAUCGCCAAGACGCCGCGGCUGCAAACGCUCACCAACCUCUUCAUCAUGUCCCUGGCCAGCGCGGACCUGGUUAUGGGACUGCUUGUGGUGCCGUUCGGGGCCACCAUCGUAGUGUGGGGACGUUGGGAGUAUGGCUCCUUCUUCUGCGAGCUCUGGACCUCGGUGGACGUGCUGUGCGUGACGGCCAGCAUCGAGACCCUGUGUGUCAUCGCCCUGGACCGCUACCUCGCCAUCACGUCGCCCUUCCGCUACCAGAGCCUGCUGACGCGCGCGCGGGCGCGGGCCCUCGUGUGCACCGUGUGGGCCAUCUCGGCCUUGGUGUCCUUCCUGCCCAUCCUCAUGCACUGGUGGCGGGCCGAGGGCGACGAGGCACGCCGCUGCUACAAUGACCCCAAGUGCUGCGAUUUCGUCACCAACCGGGCCUACGCCAUAGCCUCAUCUGUAGUCUCCUUUUAUGUGCCCCUGUGCAUCAUGGCCUUCGUGUACCUGCGGGUGUUCCGCGAGGCCCAGAAGCAGGUAAAGAAAAUCGACAGCUGCGAGCGCCGCUUCCUCGGCGGCCCAGCGCGGCCGCCCUCGCCCGGACCCGCGCCCGCGUCUUCGCCGGCGCCGGGGUCCCCGCGUCCUGCCGCUGACUCCAUGGUCAACGGGCGCGUCAGCAAGCGGCGGCCCUCGCGCCUCGUGGCCCUUCGCGAGCAGAAGGCGCUCAAGACGCUGGGCAUCAUCAUGGGCGUGUUCACGCUCUGCUGGCUGCCCUUCUUCCUGGCCAACGUGGUGAAGGCCUUCCACCGCGACCUGGUGCCCGACCGCCUCUUCGUCUUCUUCAACUGGCUGGGCUACGCCAACUCAGCCUUCAACCCCAUCAUCUACUGCCGCAGCCCCGACUUCCGCAAGGCCUUCCAGCGCCUGCUCUGCUGCGCGCGCCGCGCCGGUCGCAGGCGCCACGCGGGCCAAGGCGCCCGACCGCGCGCCUCGGGCUGCCUGGCGGGCAACCGGCCACCGCCGUCGCCUGGGGCCCCCUCCGACGACGACGACGACGACGUCGGGACCACGCCGCCCGCGCGCUUGCUGGAGCCCUGGGCGGGCUGCAACGGCGGGGCGGCGACGGCGGACAGCGACUCGAGCCUGGACGAACCGUGUCGCCCGGGCUUCGCUUCCGAAUCCAAGGUGUAGGGCUCCGGGCGCUGACACCCGGCGCGCGGAUCCUCGCCGCCCCAGCCCGGACGCGGGAUCUGCGCCCUGGUGGGGAGGAGAGCCUGCCGGGGCGCCCCUGAAUGGCUUCCCAGGCGAAAGAGAUCUGUGUUUACUCAAGACCGAAAGAAAGCAGGUGAACUCGAAGCCCACAAACCUCAUCUGAACCAUCCAAGGCAAACGGAAAGGCCACGGACCGCUGCACAAAAAGGAAAGUUUAGGAGGGGGUGGGAGAGUGGCUGACUGAUUUUUCUUGCGUUCCUUUCUGUUUGUGUUUUGGCCUUCUUUUGUGUGUGUGUGAUGCAUCUUUAGAUAUUUUUUUCCAGGUGGGUUUUGACUCUUUCUGCGAGGACCCGCGUGGAAAUUGGGUGGGUAGGGGAAAAGAGAUAAAAGUCUAUCAACCUGACUUCCAUCCUGUUCCUGAGAACGGAGCCAUCAGUGGCGGGAGGGGGGGGGGUGACAGUUUGUCAGGACGUUUCCUUUUGCUUUUCAGAGAAAUUGUAUUUUAAUUCCUGAAUAAUGAUUUCUUCUGUUCUCAAAGCAAAAAGAAAGGAUGGAUGCAAAAAAAAUUCAUUUUAUGAAAUGUUAAGCUAUUCUUGGAACAAGCUUCACCUUGCUUUCCUUCUGUAGGGCAAACCCUUGUCCCCUGCGCGCCUCGGAGGUCCAGCUGAGGGUUUUCUACCUCACACUGUGCAUAUUGCACAGCAAGCUAGAAAGACUUGUUUAUAUUAAACAGCUUAUUUAUGUAUCAAUAUUAGUUGGAAGGACCAGGCGCUGAGCCUCUCUCCGUGACAUGUGACUCUGUCAAUUGAAGACAGUACAGGAAAAAAAAAAAAAAAAAAGAAACAGUUCAGAUUACUUACUGCACAUGUGGGUUAAAAAAAAAAAAUGAAAAAGGAGUGG